Molecule: messenger RNA, 213 nt
Organism: Microthlaspi erraticum
Lineage: Eukaryota; Viridiplantae; Streptophyta; Magnoliopsida; Brassicales; Brassicaceae
Source: the annotation of a GenBank genome assembly
AUGGAGAAAAAGCUUCCUCAACCAAUUUGCGGCCAAGAAGCUGUGAAUCUUCUAAACUGCGUUUCGGAAUCGCCGUUUGAUCAAGAGAAGUGCAUGCGUCUCUUGCAGUCUCUCAGAGAAUGUGUUCUCUCCAAGAAAGUAAAAAAGUUCUCGAUACCAAGCGAUGGCCAUAACCACGAAGAUGGAGCAGCUUCAGAGAGCAAGAGACCUUGA